UGCUCCUCUCCCCUCCUCUCGCUAUCCUCCCUUUGCUUCCGUUUCUAAUCGCCUCCUCCUCUGUCUCUCUUAUCUCCAAUGGCGACCUUCGCUUCUUUGUCUCAGUAGACGGGGCAAAAAGGAAGAGCAAAGCCUCUUUUCUAUCGGCCGAACGAGCGCUGCUCUUGUGAAUUCGUGGAGCCCUCUGUUCUUCCAGAGAUAAGAGGCAGCGAGUGGAGCGGGGCGGCCGCAUGGCACCCAAGGGCGGUCGAGGAAAGGGCAAGGGCGACAAGAAGAAGAAAGAUGAGAAAGUUCUGCCUCUGGCUGUGGACAUCACAGUAAUGCUCCCGGAUGAGUCUCAUGUCAUCCUCAAGGGGAUAUCGACCGACAAGAUCAUCGAUGUGCGGCGGCUGCUCUGCGUCAACACUCUUGCGUGCCAUAUCACCAAUUACUCCCUCUCCCAUGAGGUAAGAGGUUCGAGAUUGGAAGACUUCCUCGACGUCACGGUGCUGAAACCAUGCACUCUCACUCUGGUCGAAGAGGACUACGACGAAGAGCGUGCGGUGGCGCACGUGCGGCGCCUCCUCGACCUCCUCUCCUCCACCACCUGCUUCGGUCCUCCGCCGCCUCCGACUCCGCAGCCAACGUCGCCCAAAGAUGCCCCGUCUGAGUCAGCCUCCGCUGCGGCCUCGAAGGUCCGCAAGAAAAGCGGCGGUGCCGGAGCCGGCGGGAACCGGAAGAGCCCGCCGGAUGACCAGGGCCAGUCCCAGCCGAAGUCGCCGUCACAGUCGCUGGCGGCGUCGGCUAAGGAUUCGACGGCAGACCUAGAGGCGGAGAUGAGCGGGGCGUGCCCUCGGCUCGGGGCCUUCUAUGAGUUCUUCUCCCUCGCCAAUCUCACCCCUCCCAUCCAGUUUAUGAGACGAACAACGAAUCUUAGGCAAGAUGAGCGUCCAUCCGACGAUCAUCUCUUCUUCCUCGAAGUGAAGCUAUGCAAUGGGAAGCUUGUGAUCGUCGAGGCAUGCUCCAGGGGAUUUUACAGUCUUGGGAAGCAAUGCUUGCUUUGCCACAAUCUUGUCGAUCUCCUGAGACAUCUCAGUAGAGCAUUUAAUAAUGCUUAUGAAGAUCUCAUGAAAGCCUUCAUGGAACGGAACAAGUUUGGAAACCUGCCUUAUGGAUUUCGUGCAAACACAUGGCUUGUGCCUCCAGUUGCUGCUCAGUCACCAGCCACAUUUCCUUCCCUUCCUGCUGAGGAUGAAACUUGGGGAGGCAAUGGAGGUGGUUGGUUUCAGGACAGUAGAAGUGAUAUGAUGCCUUGGGCAAAUGAGUUCCUUUUUCUUAAGUCAAUGCCAUGUAAGACAGCAGAAGAGAGACAAAUCCGUGACAGAAGAGCUUUCCUGCUUCAUAGCCUAUUUGUAGAUGUUGCAAUACUAAGAGCUGUUGCAGCUGUAAAGCAAGUUAUGGAUGAAAGAAAAAAUGCAGCUACAGUCGGCGUAGAUGAAAUCUUACAGUUUGAGACAGUGGGGGAUUUUAGCAUCACUGUCACUAAAGAUGCUUCAGAUGCAAGCUGUAAGGUGGAUACAAAGAUUGAUGGAAGUAAAACAACUGGUAUUGAUGCCAAACAUCUCACUGAGAGGAACUUGCUAAAAGGAAUCACAUCAGAUGAAAAUACAGCAGCUCAUGAUAUCGCCAUGUUGGGGGUUCUUAAUGUGCGAUACUGUGGUUAUAUCACCGUUGUGAAAGUCAAGCAUCAUGAGAAAAGCGAAUUGGAUUUACCUUUGCGAGGUGUUGAAAUUAAGGAUCAUCCUGAAGGGGGUGCAAAUGCUUUGAAUGUUAGCAGUCUGAGAAUGCUACUUCACAAAAACCAUACACCAAGAGAGAAAAGAUUAUAUAAUCAUCUACAUAGUUCAAGGCAUGAGGAACUCUCUGCAGCAAAAAAAAUUGUGGAGAAAUUGUUGAAGGAUAGCCUAGUGAAGCUUGAGGAGGAGGAAGCUGAAUGCAAUGUUUCAGUAAGAUGGGAACUGGGAGCUUGUUGGAUACAGCAUUUGCAGGAUCAGAAUAAUGGUGAGAAAGACAAGAAACAGGCCAGUGAAAAAGACAAAAAACAAAUUACGACGAAGACAAAAAGUGAGAUAAGAGUUGAAGGCCUUGGGAAACCUCUUAAAAUUCUUAAAAAUCCAAAAAAGAAACCAGAUUCUGAUGAAGAAAAGACUUUAACCAUUGACAGGAAAUCAUCUGAUGAGAUGCAUGAAAAACAGAAUACGAAGUUGCCUAUCAAGGAACCUAAGGCAGAAAGCAAAGAAACUGAGAAUUCUUACAAGCUCAAAGAUUUGUUACCUGAACCUGUAUAUACAAGGUUGCUAGAAUCUAAUACUGGACUUCAUUUGAAGUCUCCACAGGAAUUAACUGAGAUGGCAAUGAGAUAUUAUGAUGAAGUUGCUCUCCCAAAGUUGGUCUCAGAUUUUGGGUCAUUGGAGCUAUCACCUGUUGAUGGUCGUACUCUAACUGAUUUCAUGCAUACAAGAGGUCUAAGAAUGCGCUCUCUUGGGCAAGUUGUCAAGCUUUCAGAGAAGCUGUCUCAUGUUCAGUCACUCUGUAUUCAUGAGAUGAUAGUAAGGGCUUUUAAGCAUGUUGUACGAGCUGUGAUUGCUGCUGUUUCUGAUACUGGAGAUUUAUCUAUAUUGAUGGCUGCAACACUUAACAUGCUUCUUGGGCUUCCUGAUUCUGGUGUUUCACAUUCUGCUAUACAUGUGCACUUUCUAGUCUGGAGAUGGCUUGAAGUAUUUCUAAGAAAGCGAUAUAACUGGGAACUUACAAUCUCAAACUAUAAUGAUAUAAGAAAAUAUGCUAUUUUAAGAGGGUUAUGUCACAAGGUGGGAAUUGAAUUGGCACCCAGAGACUUUGAUAUGGAUUCAAAUUUCCCCUUUGACAAAUCAGAUAUCAUCAGCCUUGUACCUGUGCACAAGCAAGUUGCAUGCUCAUCUGCAGAUGCACGACAACUUCUAGAAUCUUCGAAAAUGGCACUUGAUAAGGGUAAACUUGAAGAUGCAGUCAACUAUGGAACAAAGGCUCUGGCAAAAUUAAUUGCAGUCUGUGGUCCUUAUCAUCGGAUGACUGCUGGAGCCUACAGUCUUUUAGCUGUUGUUCUCUACCAUACUGGUGACCUUAAUCAGGCCACAACUUAUCAGCAGAAGGCAUUGGACAUAAAUGAGAGGGAGCUUGGAUUGGAUCAUCCAGAUACAAUGAAGAGCUACGGCGACCUUGCUGUUUUUUACUACAGGCUUCAACAUACUGAAUUGGCUCUAAAGUAUGUGAAACGUGCGUUGUAUCUUUUGCAUCUUACUUGUGGACCAUCUCAUCCAAACACAGCUGCUACAUAUAUUAAUGUGGCUAUGAUGGAGGAAGGCCUGGGAAAUAUACAUGUGGCACUUAGAUAUCUUCAUAAAGCUUUGAAAUGCAAUCAGAAGUUGCUUGGUCCUGACCACAUUCAGACCGCGGCAAGUUACCAUGCGAUAGCUAUUGCACUAUCCUUGAUGGAAGCAUAUCCUUUGAGUGUUCAACAUGAGCAAACAACAUUACAAAUACUUAGAGCAAAGCUUGGUCCAGAUGACUUGCGUACUCAGGAUGCUGCUGCCUGGCUUGAGUACUUUGAGUCAAAGGCUAUUGAACAGCAAGAAGCUGCUCGAAAUGGUACGCGGAAGCCUGAUGCAUCUAUUGCCAGCAAAGGCCACCUGAGUGUGUCUGAUCUCCUUGAUUUCAUUGAUUCCAACCAAGAUGGUAGAGGAAGAGAUGCUGAAUCCCUGAAGAGGAAGAAUCUGGGUUUAAAGGUCAAAGUGCAGUCAUCUCAAAACUUGAACGUGGCAGAUUCUUUGUCCAAGGAUUCAGUAGCUACUAUUUCAGAUGAAGUGAAACAAGUGACUGAUGGUAGUGAUACCCAAGAUGAUGAGAACAUGAGUAGUCCAGGUGUUGAGUCAAAACAUGAAGAUGCUGUUGCCAAAAGGCAGUUAUUUGUUUCUCAACAAUCUAAAGGAACAGCAGAGCAAAAGGUUGCUUCUUUUAGUGAAGAUGUAAGAGAGAUAAAUACAGAAGCAGAAGAUGGUUGGCAACCUGUUCAAAGACCAAGGUCCAUUGGAGGUUCAAGCCAGCGAAUCAAGCAUCAACGUACAAGCACUUGGAAAACCUACAACUAUCAGAUGAAUGAUGUUCCUAGUGAAACUGUUCAAUCCAAGCCACAGUUUUCUUAUUUAAAUAAUGGGUAUUAUUUGCUUAAGAAAAAGAUAGUUAUUCCUGGAAGCUUUAAUGGCAAUCUUAACAUGCAAGUUCAGUCACCAGACACCAGAUCUGGUCAGAAGGCGUACAAGGCUGUAACUUAUCGGGUGAAGUCAGUGCCUUCAUCCACCAAUCCUGAGAUCAGUCAUAACUCUUGGAGUGCUGUCGAAAGAACGACUGCCCCAUUAGAUGCUCAUGCACCCUAUUAUCGCCAUGAUAGCCAGGUAUUAGAGAAUCAGAAGAACCUAAUAGGUGGUGUCUCUGAGCCUCGCAACAAUUUGGUUCUUAGUUUUAGUAAUUCUCCAUCAUAUAAAGAUGUAGCACUGGCACCUCCUGGAACAAUUGCCAAGAUACAUAGCCGAAAGUUUCAGGAGAAUAUGCCAUUGGAACAAGAGUUGUCUAUUGGUGGCAAUGCAUCUGAAAUAAAGGAAUCAUUUUUGGCUGAGGAACAUACAGAAAAUGCUGCAGAGCUACCUGAGAUAUCUAACAUAACCCAAGAAAAGGACACUGUCCAGGAUGUGUUUUUAGACUCAGAUAAAAAAGUUGAAGUUGAUCAUGAAGAAGAAAGAAAGGAAGAUUGUGAAACAGAACAAUUACUAGAACCAUCAUCUUCUGAUUUGGAAGUGGCAUCUUGUAGUAGCAUGCUCACCAAGAAUAUCAUUGACAAUUGUCUAUCUAGCAAUGAGGUUCAAGAAGUUGAGCAAAAUGAGAAUCAUGAUCAGAAUUCGUCAACAAAUACAUCUGAUAGGAAAAAAUCUGAGUGUCCCAUCACUGCAGAAAGCAAAGAAGAUAAUCAUGACGAAGCCUCAUGUACCAAUGUUGGUAUCAGUUCUUACUCUAGUGUCCAUCAAUUCAAUUUCAAGAAGGUUCUCAUCCCUGAGAAAACAGGUGGUGAUUAUCCCACGAUGGAACUACCACCUUCUAAUUAUGAUGGGAGAGAGGUAUCUAGCAAGAAGCUGUCUGCAUCUGCUGCACCGUUUAGCCCUUUCCCUGCUACAGCACUUGGUCCUGUUCCUGUAACUGUUGGUCUUCCUCCUAAUGGUACAAUUUCUGCAGUUACACCAUGGCCACUGAGUGCCAGUCUUCAUGCUUCACCCACGGCUGUAAUGCCAAUGGUGCCUCCUAUUUGUACCUCACCGCAUCAUCCUUAUCCUUCUUCACCUAGGCCUUCCCACAUUCUACGUCCCUUGCCAUUUAUAUAUCCACCAUAUACCCAACCUCAAGUCAUUCCAAAUACCACUUUUGCUAUGAACAGUAACAUGUUUCAUGGAAACCAUUAUCCAUGGCAGUGCAACAUUGGUGCAAAUGUUCCUGACUUUGCACAAGGAUCAGUAUGGUCUGGUUCUCAUCCUGUGGACUUCUCAUCUUUGCCACCCAUCAUUAGUCCAACUUCUGAAUCCGUGUUGGAACCAAUUAUAACAUCUCAUUUAAGAACUGAUGUGAGUCUAGACCUUCCAUUGGAUAACAAUACUGAAGAAGGGACCAAAACAGAAGAGAAUAAUGAGAUAUCCCAGAUUAUAGACAUUUGUAAACCGCUGGAUGGUAACUGGUUAGAGAAACGGGAAUCUGAAGAAUCUCACAGAAAUAAUACAAAAAUUACUGACUUGGAAUCUGAGACGGUUUUCAGACAAGAUGCACAGCAUAGUGGUGGAAGGCAUGUCUUCAGGAGUAGCAAAAAGUAUGAGGGUGAGGGAAGCUUUAGCAUAUACAUCAAGGGUAGAAAUCGCCGUAAACAGACACUAAAGCUGCCUAUAAGUUUGCUCAAUAGGCCAUAUGGAUCACAGUCAUUUAAAGUUAUAUAUAGCAGAGUAGUAAGAGGAAGUGAUGUUAUAAGUGCAACAAAUAUAUCUUCCAGUGAAAAUGCUACUUCCGACUAGUCACAAGCAAAGAACAUUACAAACUUCAAAAAGGGCAGGAAAGAAUUUUUUUUAUUGUUCAAGCCACAUCCAGGAGGACGUGACUCUGAAAAAUUAGCAAUGGUGAUAAUUUAGUUAUUGCUAUUUUUCUGGCAACUGAUUUUUUUUAUUAAGAAGCCAAGAUUGAACGUUCAGGAAGGUAAGUGACAAAUCUCCUCAUGGUCCAAGCCAGGUAUUUCUUUGUUAAUUAGCUUCACAAUGUUACAUAACUCGCAGAUUUGUUGCUUAUCAAUGCUCCAUAUACUUUAUUGUCAAUAACAUCUCUUUUGCUUUAAUUUUGUGUUGGUUUCUCAAGCAUACAAUUAAUUUAUCCUGUUUAACAUAAGUUAUUAGGAAGAAACUUUGUUUGUGAACUGAUCAUGAUUCACCUUUGAAAUCCCCAAAUUUUUUAAUCUUGAGUAUCUUCAGUAUUGAUAUCUCACACCAUCAAAAAGCUCAUAGUAUACCAUCAUGCAUGUAAUUUAUAAGCCUGACUCGAUAUUUUAGUUCCGGUCUAGCCAUUCCAAGCAACCGGUCAAGAGACUCAGACUGAGCGGAUAUUUUCAGGCUUCCGAAGAUGUUUUGAUAUGCAUGAAACUAGUAUCAACAUCUUUUUGAGUCGCAGAUUUUUUCUUCUGUUGUAGCUUUCUCUAAUUUGCAAUCUUGAUAAUCAGAUUGCUGGAGUUAAGUUGUUUUUUCUAAUUACCACUCAUCUGUUGCAAAUUCCAGGGUGUGGCUUACCAUCAAAUCCAACCUAAUUCCUUUUAGUUAAGUCUUCCACUUGCUAUGUUUACUGCUGUUGAUCUAAUCAUCUAUCACACGUCUUGAGUCUCUGGGCUCAUGGAUUUCCAGUCUACCAGGGAUUAUCAGUUCAUUUGUUGAAGCAGUACAACAGUUAAUAAUGAUGUUAAAUCCGAUUAGUAAGCUGGGUUGUGCAUCCUACCUCUUAUGAUUUUGUUUUUAUGACAUUAUCUACAACCAUUUUCUUGCAUUCUCAAAUUAGAGCAGAUUUAUCCAAAAAUUAGACUUGUAAUAUAGCUGCCACACUACCUUUUUGGCAUUCCAGUACUGACUAGGUAGAUUGCUUGAAUUGUAAUGUAUGCCUCUGUUAUUCACUAGUGAUGCUCAAGCAAGAUUUAUGUGUGGUCGAGUUUUCAACUUGCACAACAUAUAUAUAUAUUUUUUUGUAUGUUGUUUGUCAUAGCUUUCUAGAUGUAUGUAUAUCAUUUGCCAUCUUUUCAACUCAACAUUAAAUGCUUUCUGAGUAGAUUGUGGGGUUAAUUUGUGGUGUUUGCAUGAAAUUGGGUGAUUGAUCAAUCACAAAAAUAUUUUUUGCAUGAUCAUUCCUAUUAUUUUCAUUUCUUCUUCCAUACAGGCUGAUGAAGACCAUGUCGUCUGCAGGUUCACAACAUAGGUUGUUGAGAAGGCUAUGAAGUUCCAAGUCUAGAGAGGAUGGAAAUAGCGUAGAACUUCUGACCAAAUCAUUAGAAUUAGGUUGAAGCUAUUAACCAUUUUUUCUUCUCCAUUGAAGAGACAUGUAUGAGCAUUUUUCUCCUCUCUUUUUUCCCCUUUUCCUUUUGAGGAUUCUGAAAUUUAUAGCCGACAACAUUGUAAGUCAUGGGGUUUUGUGAACCUCGACUUUCCUGCCCAUCAAAAUAAUUUUUGCAAUUUCUGCUAAUAUAUUCUUUUCGGGUA
Messenger RNA from Musa acuminata AAA Group (dessert banana), 7835 nucleotides. RefSeq names its product protein REDUCED CHLOROPLAST COVERAGE 1-like. Lineage: Eukaryota; Viridiplantae; Streptophyta; Magnoliopsida; Zingiberales; Musaceae. The transcript is spliced from 24 exons. Gene Ontology annotation, molecular function: protein binding. Gene Ontology annotation, biological process: organelle organization. The coding region runs from base 231 to 6122 and encodes 1963 amino acids. Gene Ontology annotation, cellular component: cytoplasm. The record is from RefSeq and is a predicted model, not a curated record.